Molecule: messenger RNA, 565 nt
Organism: Drosophila persimilis
Lineage: Eukaryota; Metazoa; Arthropoda; Insecta; Diptera; Drosophilidae
Gene: Dim1
Product: thioredoxin-like protein 4A
Exons: 2
Coding region: 21-449 (142 amino acids)
Biological process (GO): mRNA splicing, via spliceosome
Cellular component (GO): spliceosomal complex; U4/U6 x U5 tri-snRNP complex; U5 snRNP
Source: RefSeq, a predicted model, not a curated record
GAAAUAACAAACUCUCCAAGAUGUCGUACAUGCUCCCACAUUUACACAAUGGCUGGCAAGUGGACCAGGCCAUACUCUCCGAAGAAGAUCGUGUUGUGGUUAUACGCUUCGGCCACGAUUGGGACCCGGCCUGUAUGAAAAUGGAUGAAGUCAUGUACAGCAUUGCGGAGAAGGUGAAGAACUUUGCGGUCAUCUAUCUGGUGGACAUAACCGAGGUGCCGGACUUCAACAAAAUGUACGAAUUAUACGAUCCGUGCACGGUGAUGUUCUUCUUCCGGAACAAGCACAUCAUGAUUGAUUUGGGCACCGGCAACAACAACAAAAUCAACUGGCCGCUGGAGGACAAGCAGGAGAUGAUUGACAUUGUGGAGACCGUGUAUCGAGGAGCGCGAAAGGGUCGUGGUCUGGUCGUAUCGCCAAAGGACUACUCCACCAAGUACAGAUACUAAGGUGGAGGGCGGCAGUAGGAGCUUAGAUUAGUGUUCGAGUACCAUCUUUAGGUCUAACAAAUUGAUCCCAAAUACAAACGACUGUGGCACGAAACAAAGACUUUUGUGUAUAUGCA